Messenger RNA from Alternaria incomplexa, 1131 nucleotides. RefSeq lists its product as uncharacterized. The record is from RefSeq and is a predicted model, not a curated record. Lineage: Eukaryota; Fungi; Ascomycota; Dothideomycetes; Pleosporales; Pleosporaceae. Gene Ontology annotation, cellular component: RNA polymerase I complex; RNA polymerase III complex. Bases 1 to 1131 code for a protein of 376 amino acids. The transcript has 3 exons. Gene Ontology annotation, biological process: DNA-templated transcription. Gene Ontology annotation, molecular function: protein dimerization activity; DNA binding.
AUGUCGACGCCGAGUGCACAGGAGCAGAUCAAGCGCAAGACGCUUGGAGUUGGUCCAGAGACAGUCACCAACCAGCAGUCUACCGACUUCCCAGGACACUGGCCGGGCGAGAACCACGAAUGGGACUUGGAAUACUUCAAGGAGAACUUCAACGUCACCUUCCACAAAUUUGUCCCCAACAACGCCGAGUUCUCCCUCACUGGUAUCGACACCUCGGUCGCAAACGCCUUCCGCCGCAUUCUCCUCUCCGAAAUCCCUACGCUCGCCAUAGAAGACGUCUUCAUCUACCAAAACACAUCCAUCAUCCAAGACGAAGUGCUCGCCCACCGCCUUGGCCUAAUCCCCCUCUGCGGCGACCGCGAGGGUCUCCGCUGGCUGAAAUGGUACAAGAAGCCCACAGACGACGACGAGGGCUCCGGAACACCCUCAGACUAUAACACCAUUGCGCUGCGACUAGACGUGGAAUGCACAUGGCAAGAGGGCGGUCUGCAACGAGCAGUAGCUGGAGAGACCGAUCCCGAUAAACUCUACGUCGGCCACAAUGUCUACGCUAAAGACAUCGUCUUCCAACCCCACGGCCGUCAAGAGGAGAAGUUUGCGCAAAGCGAAGGGAAAGAAAUCCGGUCUACCAACCCAGAUAUCCUGAUCGCAAAGAUGAGGCCAGGGCAGAGCAUUUGUCUCAGCAUGCACGCUAUCAAGGGCAUCGGACAAGACCACGCCAAGUUCUCGCCCGUCGCAACGGCUUCGUACCGCCUUAUGCCUACCAUCGACAUCACGAAACCCAUCAUCGGCGCCGACGCAAAGAAAUUCGCCCGCUGCUUCCCCCGGGGUGUCAUCAAGCUCGACAAGGUCACUUCCGAGGACGCCCAGAAACAUGCCGAGCUGGAAGGCAAGGAAGGCGAGCCUAAGGCUGUAGUCGAGAACGCCAUGAAUGACACCGUCAGCAGAGAAUGCUUAAGACAUCCCGAAUUCAAAGACAAAGUGAAGCUGGGUCGGAUACGGGACCACUUCAUCUUUAAGGUAGAAAGCACUGGCCAGUGGGAGAGCGACGAGCUGUUUUUGGAGAGUGUUAAGCUGCUCAAGAUCAAGUGUCAAAGGAUUAAGAGGGGAUUGGAUGAGAUGCAAAAGUAG